This is a messenger RNA of Trichoderma virens Gv29-8, 1320 nucleotides long. RefSeq lists its product as uncharacterized. The annotation marks the transcript as partial. The transcript has 4 exons. NCBI's taxonomy places the organism in Eukaryota, Fungi, Ascomycota, Sordariomycetes, Hypocreales, Hypocreaceae. The record is from RefSeq and is a predicted model, not a curated record. Gene Ontology annotation, molecular function: oxidoreductase activity, acting on paired donors, with incorporation or reduction of molecular oxygen; heme binding; monooxygenase activity.
CUCAAAAGUGUUCCGGGCCCUAUGAAGGCAAGGUGGUCGCGCUUCUGGCUUAUCUGGAUUGACAUGUCAGGAAAUCGAUCGAAGACUGUCCACAAACUCCACCAGAAGUAUGGCAGUAUUGUCAGAAUUGGUCCCCGGGAAGUGUCCUUUUCUAGUCGGCAAGCAAUGAAAGACCUUUAUGGCUCCGGAAAUAAGUUUAGGAAAGGUCCUGUGUAUGAAGCUUUUGGUCGACAGAGCUCCUUUACCAUCCUGGAUAAGUCAGUGCAUCGAUCGAGACAGAAGCGCAUUGCGCAUGUCUUUGCACCAGCGUCAAUUGCGGCUGUAGAGCCUCUGGUAAAAAAACAUACUCAAAAGCUGUUACGUGUUUUGUCUAAGCGAACUAAUCUGCCACUUGAUGUGAUGGAAUGGUUUCGAAUAUUCGCUCUCGACGUUGUUGGAUCCGUCUUCCUUGGACAGAGCUUUGGAGGACUUGAUAAAGAAGCGCCACCCGAGAUUUUGUACGAUCUGGAUGAAGUGUUUCCCUCUCUUUUAGUCGAGUGGCAAUUUGCCGCCAUUCUCAAAAUGCAGAAAUACGGAACCGAAAAGUUCAACGAGUACAUUGCACGACAUGGUCGUUCUGGUGAUCGUAUCGACCUUCUUACCAAGCUUAUCGCUGGCAGUAAGGACUUUGGGCCACUAGAAGAUGACCAAAUCAUCAAUGAGAUGACAAAUCUAAUCUUUGCUGGAACUGAUACUACUAGUAACACGUUCACAUAUAUGUUCUACGAAUUGGCUAAGCAUCCGGAGUGGCAAAAGAAGCUGCAAGCUGAACUGGGAGAAGCAGCACUUGAAGAGGUCCCAGAGUAUAAGGAUGUUGUGAAACUGCCAGUAUUGGACGCCGUCAUCCAUGAGACAUUGAGAGUUCAUCCCGCGGCACCAGCAGGGCUACAGCGACUUGCACCUGGUGCAGGAGGCGCAGUGGUUGAUGGAAUUACUAUCCCCCAGAACGGAAUCGCAUCUUGCCAAGCUUAUACAACUCAGAGAGAUCCAACGGUGUAUCCCAACCCGGAGAAGUUUGAUCCCAACAGAUGGCUUGUCGCUUCUGAAGAUCAUCUCAAUGUGAUGCACGAACACAUCCUCGUUUGGGGCAAAGGGCAGAGAGCAUGUUUGGGGAAGUACAUGGCAUACAUGGAGCUGAAGGUGGGAACGGCCGCGUUGAUGGGGAAAUUUAACGUGGAAAUCGGCAGCGCAACGACUGAUGACGAUAUGGAAAUGACGGAUCAUUUUGCCUUAGUGCCGAAAGGGAAGCGAUGCAUUUUACGUCUGAAGGAAAGAAAUUAA